Molecule: messenger RNA, 1385 nt
Organism: Linepithema humile (Argentine ant)
Lineage: Eukaryota; Metazoa; Arthropoda; Insecta; Hymenoptera; Formicidae
Product: spindle and kinetochore-associated protein 1-like
Biological process (GO): mitotic cell cycle; cell division; regulation of microtubule polymerization or depolymerization
Cellular component (GO): outer kinetochore; mitotic spindle; spindle microtubule
Molecular function (GO): microtubule binding
Source: RefSeq, a predicted model, not a curated record
UAUUGAAGCGAGUAUAUUGGGACAUUGCGACGCGACCAAAUCUACCGUGUUCAUGAAGAAUCAGCCUUAAAUGCAUCUGUUAAUGAAUUUUAGAACGCAGCUUAUUUAGUUGAAGGCGUUGGAGGGAAACAAAUCUAACCUAACCUAACCACUUUGACAGAAGUCAACAGAAAUUCAAAUUUAAAGCUUAAACAUGGGUAAACGUUUUUUUACCAUUCUGUGAUCAUACUCUUCAGUAAAAUAUAAAGAAAAACAUUAAGAAAGGAGCAAUAAUAAUACGGCAAUCAAAACAGCUUCCUCUGAAUGAUAUAUUUUUGAAAACCAAUAACGAAUCAGUUAUUGAAAAUGUAUGUACAUCUUUAUGACUUAUACAUUUGAACUGAAAAUAUGUCUGUGUACAAGAAGGAUAAUAAGGAUGAUCUGGAAGAGAUAAUUGAUGAACAAUGCAAGAGAAUGCUUGAGCUUCGUAUAGUCACAGAAUUGAUAAAAAGUAAACACAACAUAAAAGAUGAACUACAGACAAUACAUCAAAAAAUGUUGCAGAAGUCAAAUGAUGUUGAGAACUUGAGAAAAGAUUUGGAUAGAAUAAAAGCGCAGAAUGUUUAUCUUAAAGAAUUAUGUUCGCUAACUGCAGCUUUGGAUAAAAAAAUCGUAGACGAAGAAGCGUAUGUUCCAUCAGAGCUUUUACAAGCCUAUCAAGAUGUUAAUAAAAAGUCUCAUUUGUCUGCUGUUAAAAGUUCUUCUCAAAAGGCUCAAACUAUAUUUUUUCCUGCUAGAUCAGACUCCAAUGUAAAUUCAGCUCAUUUAGCUCAUCAGUUGAUUGAGCUAAAGACACCUAGCUACUAUAACAGUAACGUUGCAAAGCAGUCAAUGGUGAAAGACUGUAAAAGAACACUUUUCCAAUCAGAAAGUGACAUGGAAGUGUGUCCCACAAUACCAUUGAUCACUAUUGAGGAAUUUAAUAAACUGCCUAAAUACAUGAUUGGGAGACAAACUCUAGAGACAAUUAAUAGUUUGAUAAAUACUAUAAAUCAAACACUAAUUGCGAAGUACACAAUCUUAUCAUUAGGAAAGGCUGGUGCCCAAAAGAAGGGCGAAAUCAAUCUGUAUCUGCAGUACAAAAAGCAGGAGUUUGAUAUUGAGGAACAAAAGGGAUAUCUUUAUUUUUUCACAGCUGAAGAUUAUUAUAGGCAAACAAAAACAAAGAUCGAUAAGACCAAAUUAAACUUGAUAACAGCAUUGCGCCAUUGCAAACGCUUACGUGAAUACAGAAUAAAAAAUGAAUUGAGAUAUGUUAUAAUGUCAAAUUAGUUAACAAUUUCUUUAUUAAUAAUAUAUAACUAUUUACAAAUGUCAAAUUAGUUAACAAUUUCUUUAUUAAUAAU